GCUUCUUUAAUCUCUUUCGGUACUUCUGCCUCGCGUGCCAGAGGGAACACAUAAAAACACCUAAGAGGUUCCGACCUCGGAGUCACAGAUGUGAGCCACGAAGUUUAACGGCACGUUGCGUGGCGCUGCGUUUUUCACAAGGAGAGAAAGUCAAAAGGAGGCUACUGCGGGAGUGCGGACUGCCAUGGAAAGAGUUAGCAAAGAUGCCAAGACCAACCCGGCGGCGACGGCGAGUCUUUUGUCAAAUGUGUUUUUCUGGUGGCUCAAUCCUUUGUUCCGCGUUGGAUACAAACGCAGGCUGGAGGAAGAUGACAUGUACGAAGUGCUGGCGGAGGACAGGUCUGAGAGACUUGGUCAGGACCUGCAGAGAUACUGGGAUCAAGAAGUCCAGAAGGCUACCAAAGAAAUGCGGACACCUAGACUCACCAGAGUCAUCAUCAGAUGCUACUUGAAACCAUAUGCAGUACUGGGAUUCUUUACACUCAUAGAGGAGGUUAUUAAAGUGGUCCAGCCAGUCAUCUUGGGGAAGAUGAUUCAGUACUUUGAGAGUUACGACCCAAAUAAUAAGACGGCUUUAUAUGAGACCCUCGGCUAUGCAGCUACUUUGUCUAUCUGCACCAUCAGCCUGGCAGUGCUCCAUCACCUCUACUUCUACCACGUCCAGAGAACAGGAAUGAAGAUUAGAGUUGCCAUGUGUCACAUGAUCUAUAAGAAGGCUCUGUGUCUCAGCAGUUCGGCCAUGGGAAAGACCACCACAGGCCAGAUCGUCAACCUCCUUUCCAAUGAUGUCAACAAGUUUGAUGAUGUGACUAUCUUCUUGCACUUCCUGUGGGUUGGGCCCCUCCAGGCGGCUGUGGUUGUGGGGCUUCUGUGGGUGGAGAUUGGUCCUUCGUGCUUGGCAGGCAUGGUGGUCCUUAUGUUCCUGAUGCCUGUGCAGACGAUGUUUGGAAGGCUCUUUUCUAAGUUCAGGAGUAAGACAGCAGUUCUGACUGACAGCAGAAUCCGCAUAAUGAAUGAAGUGGUGUCGGGAAUAAGGAUCAUCAAGAUGUACGCCUGGGAGAAACCAUUUGCUGCUCUGGUAUCUGAGGUCAGAAGGAAGGAGAUUGCCAAGAUCAUGAAGAGCUCCUACCUACGAGGUCUCAACAUGGCUUCUUUCUUUUGCGCCAGCAAGGUCAUCGUCUUUAUCACCUUCGCUUUCUAUGUCCUUCUGGGAAAUACCAUCUCAGCCCGGCGUGUGUUUGUGACAGUGUCACUCUACAAUGCUGUGCGACUCACCGUCACGCUCUUCUUCCCUAAUGCCAUCGAGAAGCUGUUUGAGAGCCGUGUCAGCAUCCACAGGAUUCAGGAGUUCUUGAUGCUGGAUGAAAUCAAAAAAACCAGCGCUGCACUGCCACAGGAGGAGGAGACGGAUGCCUUUGUGGAGAUCCAGGACCUAUUCUGCUACUGGGACAAGAGCCUGGAUGCUCCAUCUCUGCAGAACGUCUCCUUCACUUUGAACUCAAAUCAGUUGUUGGCUGUGAUUGGACCAGUGGGAGCUGGAAAGUCCUCCUUGCUGAGCUCCAUCUUGGGAGAGCUGCCUAAUGAAAAGGGGGUGCUGAAGGUCAAAGGUCAGCUGACCUACGCUGCCCAGCAGCCCUGGGUGUUUCCUGGAACCAUCCGUAGUAACAUCCUGUUUGGGAAAGAGCUGAACCCCCAGAAGUAUGACAGAGUCAUCAGAGCCUGCGCUCUGAUGAGGGACUUGGAGCUGCUCCCAGACGGAGACCUGACACUGAUCGGAGACAGAGGAGCCACACUCAGUGGGGGACAGAAAGCCCGUGUCAACCUGGCGAGGGCUGUGUAUGAUGAUGCAGAUAUCUACCUCCUGGAUGACCCUUUAAGUGCUGUGGAUGCUGAAGUCGGCAGACACCUCUUUGAACAGUGUAUCUGUGGCCUGCUGAAGAAUAAGCCCCGUAUCCUGGUCACCCACCAGCUGCAGUACCUGAAAGCAGCCGAUGAGAUUCUGGUCCUCAAGGAGGGUCACAUGGUGGCAAAGGGGACAUACAUAGAGCUGCAGAAGUCUGGAGUGGACUUCACCUCCCUGCUGCAGAAGGAGGAGGAGGAGGAGCAACAGCAGCCUCCUCAGGACAACCCCAUCGGGCACAGAACUCUGUCCCGGAACUCGGUGCUCUCUCGGACCUCCUCCGUGCACUCGGUCAAAGAUGGAGACCAGUUACCGGCUGAGCCGGUGCAGAUACUGGCAGAGGAGAGUCGAGCUCAGGGGACCAUUGGAGUGGGUCUGUACGUCAAAUAUCUAAGAGCCGGAGCCAGCAUCCUGACUCUGCUCGCCAUCAUACUGGUCAAUUUUCUGGCUCAGUCAUCAUACAUCAUGCAGGACUGGUGGCUAGCUUACUGGGCUGAUGAACAAGACAAGCUAAAGGCCAACAGCACCAUCAUCCAAAAUGGACAAAACAUCACCAAAGAGCUGAAUACAGAUUUCUACCUGGGCAUUUAUGGAGGCUUGACUGCUUCCACCAUCGUUUUCGGCUUUAUCAGGAAUCUGGCCCUGUUCAAGGUGCUGGUGACGUGCGCACAGUCUCUGCACAACCGCAUGUUCAACGCCAUACUCAGAACGCCCGUGCGCUUCUUCGACAUCAAUCCCAUUGGAAGGGUUUUAAACAGGUUUUCAAAGGACAUUGGCCUGCUGGAUUCUAACAUGCCGUGGACUUUUGUGGACUUCAUUCAGGUAUUCCUGCAGAUUCUCGGGGUGAUCACUGUGGCAGCGUCAGUGAUACCCUGGAUCCUCAUCCCUGUGCUGCCCCUCCUCCUCUUCUUCAUCUUCCUGCGACGCUACUUCCUACAUACCGCCAGAGACAUCAAACGCCUCGAGUCCACCACUCGGAGUCCAGUCUUCUCCCACCUGUCUUCGUCUCUUCAGGGCCUGUGGACGAUCCGAGCCUUUGGAGCUGAGGAGAGGUUCCAGAAAACCUUUGAUGCCCAUCAGGACCUUCACUCAGAGGCCUGGUUCCUGUUCCUGACCACCUCUCGCUGGUUCGCCGUCCGUCUUGAUGGCAUCUGCUCCAUUUUCGUUACCAUCGCCACGUUUGGCUGCCUGCUGCUCAGAGACCAGCUGGAUGCUGGCUCUGUGGGUUUGCUUCUGACCUACUCUGUCACACUGAUGGUCAUGUUCCAGUGGGGUGUCAGGCAGAGCGCAGAGGUGGAGAACAUGAUGACGUCAGUGGAGAGAGUAGUGGAGUACACUGAGCUGGAGAGUGAAGCACCCUGGGAAACCCAGAAGCGUCCUCCUCCCGAUUGGCCGAACAAAGGCCUGGUGACCUUCGACCAGGUCAGCUUCUCCUAUAUCGAUGAUGGACCGCUGGUGCUGCACAACCUGAAAGCAAUGUUCAGACCCAAGGAGAAGGUUGGUAUUGUGGGGAGAACGGGUGCUGGGAAAAGCUCCCUUGUCUCAGCUCUGUUCCGCCUGGCAGAGCCUCAGGGAAAGAUCUACAUCGAUGGCGUUCUGACCUCUGAGAUCGGCCUCCACGACCUCCGCCAGAAGAUGUCCAUCAUUCCUCAGGACCCAGUGUUGUUUACUGGCUCCAUGAGGAAGAACCUGGACCCUUUUAACCAACACACAGAUGAGGAACUGUGGAAUUCUCUGCAAGAGGUGCAGCUGAAGUCCGUGGUGGAGGAGCUGCCUGGUAAGCUGGAGACAGUUCUGGCGGAGUCGGGCUCCAACUUCAGCGUGGGUCAGAGACAGCUGGUGUGUCUGGCCAGAGCCAUCCUGAGGAAGAACCGCAUCCUCAUCAUCGACGAGGCCACGGCCAACGUGGACCCCAGGACAGAUGAACUGAUCCAGAGAACCAUACGAGACAAGUUCCGAGAAUGCACCGUGCUCACCAUCGCUCAUCGUCUCAACACCAUCAUAGACAGUGACCGCAUACUGGUUCUAGAUGCAGGGAAAAUCGAUGCCUAUGAUGAGCCUUACACCCUCCUUCAAAAUCCAGAUGGCAUCUUUUAUAAAAUGGUGCAGCAGACUGGCAAACUGGAGGCAGCAGCUCUACUAGAGGCAGCUAAACAGGCUUACAGGAAAAGCAGCUUUCCCAACAUAUCAAACGGACACGCGGCAACAGCAGACGGUAACUUGGUUAUCUUUGAGACUGCUUUGUGAGCCCUGGGGGGUUCUGACCCGCUGCUUUGCCAGAAGAAUUCAGAAAGUUCCUGGGCUUGAGCGGUGCCCCUCCUGCCUCUGGCGAAGCACAAAGGAGGACAGAGGAUCUGCAGAGUGGCUGAGCCAAAUAUACGCACAUUAUGCUGUUCAAGUCGAGAGGACCUGGAAAUCACUGCUGACAUGGACACUAUUUAUUUUCUUUGCUUCCUAUUUAUCAUAUGUAAACAAACUGCUGCAUAAUCCUUUAAGUGCCUUUAUUUUAGGUUUGUACAUGUGAUCAUUUGUAACUCGACCCACAGUUGCCUUUAUCAAUAAACUGUUGCUCAGGAUUAACAAUCACCAAAUCUAACAAAUUACGCAGCAGCAGAAGCUUCUGAGAUCUCAGUAAAAAUCUAUUUUGUAU
Messenger RNA from Xiphias gladius (swordfish), 4550 nucleotides. It is a transcript of the gene abcc4, whose product is annotated as ATP-binding cassette, sub-family C (CFTR/MRP), member 4. Gene Ontology annotation, biological process: monoatomic ion transport; transmembrane transport. Lineage: Eukaryota; Metazoa; Chordata; Actinopteri; Istiophoriformes; Xiphiidae. Gene Ontology annotation, molecular function: ABC-type transporter activity; chloride channel activity; ATP hydrolysis activity. The transcript is spliced from 31 exons. The record is from RefSeq and is a predicted model, not a curated record. The coding region runs from base 185 to 4147 and encodes 1320 amino acids. Gene Ontology annotation, cellular component: plasma membrane.